This is a messenger RNA of Cyprinus carpio (common carp), 1389 nucleotides long. RefSeq lists its product as uncharacterized. The record is from RefSeq and is a predicted model, not a curated record. NCBI's taxonomy places the organism in Eukaryota, Metazoa, Chordata, Actinopteri, Cypriniformes, Cyprinidae.
GAAAUGCGCCUUUUAGAUUUUAUUAAUAACAUUAUUAUAAUUGUUGUACAUAUUUAUUUAUAUAUGUAUGCAGUCAUUUUGUUGUCGCUGAGAACAACACUAAUCUCCCCAGACGGACACGCGCACUGGCUUUAUCUGUGCGCGGGCACGCCGCGGGAGCGCGCAGAGCUCAUCAUGUCCUCCAGGUGGAUUUCCCUGUAGUCUGUCUCUCCCCUCAAACAGAGGCGAUCAAACCAUCUUACUCUUCAUCACCACCACCACCACCAUCAUCCUCCUCCUCUCUUCUGCCGUGCGCGCGCCCGUGUGUGUGUGCAUGAUGCGCGUGCUGGCGUUCUGGACGGCGGCGUGUGUCCUCUGUGCCCGAGGGACAUGUGUCCCUCUGCUGGAUGAGAAGAGCGCUGACUGUGAUUCUGAUGAGGUUAGACCAGCGGCCGGCUGUGACCGACGCGAGACCGAGGAAGAGGGAGAACAUGAACACACCCACGACUCGUGGGAGGAGGACGAGGAGGAGGGAGCGAUGAAGGAGCAGAAUGAGCGAGACCUGGACGAGCUUCUGCAGGAGGAGAUCCAGAGGAGACCAGACCAGGAGCUGGAGAGGAAACACAGGAGAAACCAGGAGGAGGAGGAGAACGACACCAAGAGCUGGAACAAGGAGAAGGAGGAGGAGGAGCUGCAGGAGCUGAUGAGGAAGAUGGAGAACGCCAGCGAUGAGGCCACACGACAGUUCGAGAGAGAGAGAAACGAGGAAGAGGAGGAGAGACGGCAUGAUGAAGAGGAAGAGGAGGAGGAUGAAGAUGAGGAGCUGCUGGAGAUCGAAGCUGAACUGAGGAAAGUGGCAGCACAGCUACACGAAACACACAUUUAAUACACACACACACACACAAUCAUAUAUAUAUUAUAUAUAAUUCUCAUUAAACUAAAUCAAACACACAAACACUCAUGAACACACCGCCGGUACAGCCAUAGAGACACAUGUUUAAUGCUCAGCCAUGCAAGCCACGCCCCUAAUCACCAUACAGAGAAUAUUCAUAACCCCGCCUUCUCAUUUGAAUAUUUCAGCAAUCAGAUCUGUAUUGUAAUGCAAUACUUUGAGUGGUACGACUAAUAUAAUAAUAAGACAAAUGUGACAUCUGAUGAAGUAAUAAUGUGACUCGUGCUCUUGACUGUUCCUGUGUUUCUGAAUCAUUCUGCUGUGUGAACAUGACUGAACACUGUUAGCACACACUCCGACUGUUCUGGGGUCAGAGCGCAGCCGCUUCCUGCUGACCACGCCACAUGCAGGAUAUCACAGCCAUCGGGGGGGUGUGUGUGUAAGAGAGAAAGUGUGUGAGUGUGUGUGAGAGAGUGUGUGUGUGUGUGUGUGUGUGUGUUAUAUAUCUUGUGUGUGUG